This is a messenger RNA of Prunus armeniaca (apricot), 609 nucleotides long. The record is from the annotation of a GenBank genome assembly. Lineage: Eukaryota; Viridiplantae; Streptophyta; Magnoliopsida; Rosales; Rosaceae.
AUGGGAAAUUGCUUGUUUGGGGGUGUGGGGGAGGCAGAAGGGUUGGUCCAAGUGACAACUUCCAAUGGUGGCAUAAUGGAAUUCUAUGCGCCAAUCACAGUAGGCUCAAUCACCAAAGAAUUUCCAAACCAUGGAAUUUUCAGAAGCCAUGACCUCUUCUGGAAGCCACUCUCUCCCCAUGAAGAUCUUGUGGCAAGACAAAACUACUAUCUCCUCCCACUCACCAGCCAAAGUGGUCACUUGGGCAGUGCCCAAAUUGUGAGGGAAGGCCAUGUGAGAUCAAACAGCAUACCUACUUGCUCCCUUUCUGCACCAUACAGAAUGUCGCUUGAUUAUCAAGGCAUGAUGAAGAGGUCUUACACAGAAGCUUUUUCAAGGUACAACAAUGUCAGCUUUUGGAAGGUGAAGCUUGUGAUCAGCCCUGAGCAGCUGCUGGAGAUUUUGGCUCAGGAGGGAAGAACCCAGGAGUUGAUUGAGAGUGUGAGGACUGUGGCUAAGUGUGGGAAUGGUGGCUCUGCCUCUGGUUUGGGAUUUUCUGACCAGUGGAGUCUCUCAAGUAGUAGUAGAAAUGCUUCGUCUAAGAAAGAUGGAAUAUUGCUAGACAUUUAG